Frankliniella occidentalis (western flower thrips) is the source of this 1478-nucleotide messenger RNA. RefSeq lists its product as uncharacterized. The transcript has 6 exons. The record is from RefSeq and is a predicted model, not a curated record. The coding region runs from base 1 to 975 and encodes 324 amino acids. NCBI's taxonomy places the organism in Eukaryota, Metazoa, Arthropoda, Insecta, Thysanoptera, Thripidae.
AUGAGUCCGGCGGCGCGCCGCAGUCCCAACCGCACCACCAAGGCCAACAAGUCUUCCUCCCCCGGCGGCGGCGGUGGCAGCAGCAGCAGCAGUGUCAGCGGCAAGGAUGACCAGCACGACGGCAUCGAGGGCCUCGGCGUGGUGGGCAGUGGGAUGGGGGAUCCCCGGGAGGCGCUCAUCCUGAGCCUCAAGAGGGAGGUGGCGGCGCUCCAGAGCGAGAACGACCACCUGCGGGGCGCGCUGCGCCUCAACGGCGAGCACCUCGUCGGCGGCGACCCCGGCGCUCCCCGGGCCAUCGGAUCGCCACCGCCGGCCGUGGACCUGGAGCGGCUGGCCGAGCUGGAGGCCAACGAGCUGGCGGGGCUGGUGCAGCACUACAUGCAAGAGAACGAGGCACUGCGGCGCGAGAACUCGGACCUGUUCAGCACGCGCGAGGUGCUCAUGCGCGACCAGGACCUGGUCUGCAGGGAGAACGAGCGCCUCCUCAAGAAGCUGGAGGACGUCAACUCAGUGUGUUGCCGGUCGCCAAUCAUACCCGCCCGCCCGACGUUCUCCGGAGACUUGCUCAACAUGUCCCUGGCGGGGUCCGACAUGGGCCCGCUGGGGGCCACCAUGGGCCACGACCUCAUGGCCAGCUCCACCAACGUGUGGGUGCACCCGCUCAACGGGAGCGUGGGCAGCCCGGGGGGAAGCACCACCGCGCUCACCGGGCCCAAGUUUAAGGCGGAGAUUCUCGAAGGAAGGCAUUCCGCGAAGCCUCCACACCGGCUUCCAGACUCGAUCCAGAAGGAGCUGGAUAAGAGGAGGAUAGGAAAGAGUAUGACCAACAUCGCCGAAUCUUACCGCGAUAGGAGUCAUCAGAGACACAAUUCGUGGGACAACUCGAAGCAGGGGUCGCCAGGGCUCAGCAGCGAUCCCCCCACGGCACCAGUGCUUCCCGCCCAACCACAGCCCCCACAGGCAGUUCACGGCUAAACCCUACUUGCAAUGUAGCAUUACUUAACAAACAAUAAUAAUUAUGAGUAAGAUAUAUAUAAAAAUAAAUUUGUCAACAUUUUGAAGGUAAGGAAGGAAGGCUAAGAGCUGUGCUUUGCUUCACUCUAACGGCUCUAACGUCAACUCAGAACCUGUAUAUGUGAUGGGACCAAUCAUUAAAGCCCUUGAAAUAAGAAAUAUACUGCCCCAGGAAGCUGAGGGAUGUCUACGUAUUUUAAUAGAAAAAGUUCAAGUCUUUUCCAUUAAUACUUUUGAAAACAAUAAACUAACAAAUUAUUGGUUCAAUUCCUAUCCAAAGUGUGUGUUGGCAGUGUUGGUUGAAGUAGCUAAACCAAUGUUUGCAUGUCCCAUAUUGUCUGAUAAUCAGAAUAUGCAUUUGGGCGAUCUCUGGUUUAGAAAGAUGAACAUGGAUAAGUGACAAAAUAAAUUGUUUUCUAUAAAUUGAGUAGUUUUAAUAAAAACAAUUAUAGUUGCAACAUGAA